Messenger RNA from Labrus mixtus (cuckoo wrasse), 4402 nucleotides. Its product is annotated as adenylate cyclase type 8-like. The record is from RefSeq and is a predicted model, not a curated record. Gene Ontology annotation, biological process: adenylate cyclase-activating G protein-coupled receptor signaling pathway; cAMP biosynthetic process; intracellular signal transduction. The transcript is spliced from 22 exons. Bases 16 to 3765 code for a protein of 1249 amino acids. Lineage: Eukaryota; Metazoa; Chordata; Actinopteri; Labriformes; Labridae. Gene Ontology annotation, cellular component: plasma membrane. Gene Ontology annotation, molecular function: adenylate cyclase activity.
UGAGCAGGAUGUAUCAUGGGGUCAAAGGUCAAAGGUCAGGGAGAAGUGAGCCUGGAGUUUCAUUGCAUGUUCUCCACCAAUCAGGUCGCAGAGGAGGCGGUCUGCACCACCUCCGUAACCAUGACUGAAGACAACCGUGUGAAGGAGAACGGCGACUGCGAGGCGGCACAUCAUAAAAAUGACAUCAGCAUCAGCGUGAACAUAAGCCCCGCCCCUGGCCUGAUGAGGAAGCAGCUGCUGUGGCAAAACGCCGUCAGAAACAUCAUUGACCAGCACAACCUUUACUCGCUAAGGCUCGCCGGCGGCCUGGAGAGGGGGAGGCACCGCAUCACCGUCACUGACGCCUACAUCGCUGACAUCAACAGGCAGAUUUGUAAUAAGGCGUCUCGUGGUGCAUUCUGGCAGAAACGGCGCUCGUCUGCUGCUCGGGUCCACCCGAUGGCGCCAAAGAUCUCGGUGCCGUUAAGUAUCAUACAAGACUCACUCAGCGACGCCGACUUCUUCGUGUCCAGGGGGUCGUCUGUGCGAGGCGUUUUCAUUCCAGCGCUGCAGCACACGUUCAAGUCGCCCGAACUGGAGAAGGUGUAUCAGCAGUUUUCGUCGGCUCAGAGAAGAACGUCACUUGUCGUCACCAACGUCAUCGACAUCCUGACCAGACUGCUCAUCCUCAUGCUCACCUGGCCAUCUGGCUGGUGGGGCCUGGCCUGUGAUUGGCUGGCUGGCCUGUCAGUCAUCCUGUGGGCGGUGAUCUGUAUGCUGGCACUGGCAAGGAGGGAUGUGAUGUCAUCCCCACAGUGGCUGAGGUACCUGUCUGUGGUCAGCUGGUUCUCUCAGACUGUGCAGGUGUUGGUGGGCGUGUUCAGUUGGGGUGAGAGUGAUCACUCCUGGUACGUCUUCUUCUCUCUCUUCUCCACCUACACCUUGCUGCCCCUCCCCCUUCUGUGGUCCAUUGUUGCCGGGGCAACCACCUCCACUUUGCACCUACUGCUGGAUGUAUGCUGUCACUACGGCGACCAAACCUUCAUCCCUAAGGUCGGACAAUCUCUCUCUUCUGCUCUGAUGACUUUGGAGGUAUAUCACCACAACGUAUCACUGUCUGUUUGUUUGUUUCCUGUCCAGGUGUUGUCCAAAGCCUUGUUGUACCUGGCCAUGAACACAGCCGGUCUGUUCAUCCACUACCUGUCAGACCGGACUCAGAGACAGUCCUUCUUAGAGACCCGGCGCUGCAUAGAGGGGCGAGUGAGACUGGAGAGAGAGAACCAAAGACAGGAGCGUCUGGUAAUGUCCAUCCUGCCUCGGUUCCUGGUUCUUGAGAUGACAGCUGACAUGGCCUCCAUGGACGACUACCUGCUGCCUCAGCAGUUCCACAAGAUCUACAUCCACCACUACAGAGACGUCAGCAUCCUGUUUGCUGACAUCAUCGGCUUCACGUCUCUGUCGCUCAUCCUGUCGGCUCAAGAACUCGUUAAAACUCUUAACGAGCUCUUCGGACGCUUCGAUAGGCUGGCCGAGGAGCAUCAGUGUCUACGUAUUAAGAUCCUGGGGGACUGUUAUUACUGUGUGUCUGGAGUCCCAGAGCCACAGAGAGGCCACGCCCGCUGCUGCGUGGAGAUGGGCCUCAGUAUGAUCAACACCAUACGGUAUGUGCGUCGGGAGAUCCAGCAGGAGGUGGACAUGAGGAUCGGGGUUCACUCGGGGUCGGUUCUGUGUGGAGUUCUGGGUCUGCAGAAGUGGCAGUUCGACAUCUGGAGCUGGGACGUCGACAUCGCCAACAGUCUGGAGACGGCAGGAGUGCCGGGGAGGAUCCACAUCUCCCGGGCGACCCUCGACUGUCUUGGCGGGAUCUACGAGACGGAGGCGGGGAACGGCCAGGAGCGCAACGAGUUUCUCCGGAAACACAACAUCGACACGUACCUGAUUCGUCCUGCACUUAAAGAGGAGGCGGAGCCACCGAGAGCGAGGCGCCCGAGUUACGACGAGAUGACGUCGUGGAGUGCCGAGCUGCCGUUCGGAGACAUCCUGGGAAUGAACUUUAUCCUCGCCACCUUCACAAACGGCUCUCUAACCCAGCUGCCCAAUCAGAUCGCAGUUCAGCACUCGGGCUCUCGUGAGGUCAACAAGAGAAUCUGUCAGGCCAUCGAGGUCCGCAGCAGCGAGCUGAUGAGGAAGGAGCACAUCACCACCUUCACUCAGGUGUUCAAGGACUCCCAGAUGGAGGGGAAGUACUCCCAGAUGAGAGACGAACUCUUCAAGUCCAACAUGGUGUGUUCCUUCAUCCUGCUGCUGCUGCUCAUGGCCGUGCAGGCGCUAAUCCCCGCCCCCAGGUUGUUGUUGAUGGUCGCUCAGUUCGUCGUCUGCUUCAGCAUCUACUUCCUGCUUCUGCUGCUGACUCUGGGGGAGGAGUUUAAGCAUUGCCCCGCCCCCCUGCAGUCUCUCUGCUGCUGGGUUCAUGAAACCAAGUACGCCCGCACGCUGCUCACGCUCACCGCCAUCACCAUCAACUUCGGCGUUGCCUCCUCUGACAUCCUGUGGUGUGAUACGUCGGAAUCUCACAGCAACAGCAGCAGCGCCCCUCUGUUGGCUCCGCCCCCCUCCACCACCUGGCCUGACAUCAACAUCUGCACACAUCCCGAGUACAUGGUGCUGAGCGGGGUCGUUGCCAUGGUUACCUGCGCGGUGUUUCUCAGGCUGAGUUGUGUGUUGAAGCUGGCCGUCCUCCUGCUGGCCGCCGCCCUCUACACCUACCUCAUAGAGACACACAGGUCUCAUCACCUGUGCAGGAACGGCGUCUGCGCGGUUCUCAUGGUCAUGUUCUUGGUGGUCGUCCUCUACAACAGCAGACAGCUCGAGGCGACGGCUCGUCUGGACUUCCUGUGGCGCCUGCAGGCGAGGAGGGAGGUCGAGGACAUGAAGGAGCUGAGGGAACACAACGAGUGUCUGCUGCUCAACAUCCUGCCCGCUCACGUCGCACAACACUUCCUGGAGAGAGACCGCAACGACGAGGAGUUAUACUCUCAGUCGUACGAUCGAGUAGGCGUCCUCUUCGCCUCUCUUCCUGGUUUCUCCGACUUCUUCGAGCAGAAGGAGCUCGUUCAUCAGCGCGUCGAGUGUCUCCGCCUCCUCAACCACAUCAUCAGCGACUUUGAUGAGCUGCUGGAGGAGGGGUUCUUCCAGGAGGUGGAGAAGAUAAAAACUAUCGGCAGUUCUUACAUGGCAGCUUCAGGUCUCUCACCUGACGGACAGGACUACGAGGACCCGUGGCAUCACCUGAGCGAGUUGGUUCUUUUCGCUCUGGCGAUGCAGGAAACGUUGAAACACUUCAACACACAAACAGGAAACGACUUCCAGCUCCGAGUCGGUAUCGCUCACGGCCCCGUGAUCGCCGGCGUGAUCGGAGCCACCAAACCUCAGUACGACAUCUGGGGCGUGACGGUGAACGUGGCGAGCAGGAUGGAGAGCACGGGGGUCAACGGGAGGAUUCAGGUCCCCGAGACAACCAGCUGCAUCCUGAUGGAGCGAGGCUUCCUACGGCAGCUCAGAGGGAACAUUUACAUCAAAGGCAUCAGUGAACGCCACGGGAAGGUUCGUACGUUUUUCGUGAGCAGUCGCGAGGAGCGCUCCAGUUUCCUGGAGCGUGGCGGUGGGCGGGGCUUCAGCCAGAACAGGAAUACACUGGGAGCUGUGGUUUUCAGUCUGGUUCAGGCCAGGAAGAGAGACAAGCUGAUGGAGGAGAACGGAGGCUUCCACCUGGUGGAGGCGUCGUAACCAGUGGGAGCGCCACGCCACGCCACGCCACGCCAUGCCACGCCACGCCGCCAAUCAGACGGCGAGCAGCCGCGUCGUCGCUCUGCAACUUUUGUCUUUAGGACGUUGUGCCAACUUUACCUCAACAGCUUCUGAUCCAAUCACCCGAUGAAGAGUAACGUUUAGUGGAGUUUUUAAAACGUGUUUUUUAAAGUGUCAUUACACAGACUGACCAGCAGGUGGAGCUGUUUCAUCAAAGUGACUGAAACAGAGACCAGGCGCUACUUUGUAAAGAUUUCUGAAUGAUUUCUAAAGAAGAGAUUUGACCUGAACGUCGUCUGGAUUCAAUAAAACAUUUGAACAUGGAGAAGAAGAAAGUUUGAAAGGAGUUCACCUGGACUCCCAAAGGACGUAAAAGAGAGAAGAAGAAGAAGAAGUGACUUUGAGGUUUCCUCCUGUUCAUGUAAACAUCAUCAUCAUCAUCUCCACCGCUGGAUAAAAAGAUCAAAAAGAAAAAGUCCUUCAGAGAAAAAUGAAGGUUUUACUGUAAACCUGAAAACAGGUUGAGAUUUUCCUGCAGUACUUAAACGCAUCACAGCCAUGACUUUUCCCUUUCUAGUUUCCUUUAGUGACUAAAACACUUCAAUGUUUGUCUGAA